Molecule: messenger RNA, 1968 nt
Organism: Cercopithifilaria johnstoni
Lineage: Eukaryota; Metazoa; Nematoda; Chromadorea; Rhabditida; Onchocercidae
Source: the annotation of a GenBank genome assembly
AUGGAACUAUCGGCGAAGGAGCACUUGAAUCGUUGUUUAGCAGAGGAGCACGACUACGCAGUCGGAAAAGCACAUUGUCGAUUGGCGUCAUUGUAUCCUGAUUUCGACCCAUUAUUGUGUGAUAUAACUGAACUUCGGUUUUAUAUGAAAUGGAAUCGUGCCAUGGAAGCUGUCCCCAUACUGGAACGGCUCGUAAAAAUACAUCCAUCAGACGAGGCCUGGACACUGAUACAUCAACUUUUCCUGAAAGCAUCGUCUUCAAAAAAUUCUACUGAAAAAGUUUUGUUUACGGAAAUUUCAAACGAUGCAUUUGAAUUCAUUAUUGGUGGCUUAACAAAGCGUUUUGACAACGACGAUCUUUUGAAAACAAAGUUACUUCUUUUUUGUUUACGCAAUGCUGAUGAAAACAAAUUCAGCAAAUUGCUGAACCGUGCCAUAACAUUUAUAACGGAAAGAGCUAGCAAUGACAAAGAACUCGAGAGCGGCAUUGGCAAGUAUCACGUUUAUUUAGCAGUCUUUGUUGCUCCUGCUCUCUUAAAGCUAAAUUUUACAAACAUAACAGUGAGCAGAGCUUUGAGUAUUGUAAUCACAGUUCUUCACGUUGGAAUCGCUUGGCCAGAACAUAAUGAUGCCUGGACUAGUCUUUUACGUGCAGUCUCAGAAAAUUAUGCAGCCGAAGCACAGCACUUCUCACAAGAGAGCUUUAAAAUAGGAGCUGCACUGUUCGACAAAUGUGUUAUUUUGUACGAUCUUGGAACACCUAUUAAUUUAUCUUUAAAUAUGAGUGGAUGUAGCAUUGUGUCAAGUAUCGUGGACAAAGCUUGCAGUCUGAAAGGGGAAGCUCGUAAGAUCGUAUUCCCAUUUUUUAUAUGGUACGCUUAUAAACAGUGGAAGGCAAAUAUCGAUGAAGGUGAAGUACUUGCGUGGAUCCCAGAAGAUAACUGGGCUAUGGAUGUCGACAAAUUGCUAGGCAAUAAUACUGAAUGUUUAACUCCUUCAAAAAAGGCAAAACUCAAGGAACGAAAGGAGGAGGUAGCAACAUUUCAAACAGAGUAUUUGUUGUCAUCACGACGCGAGUUAUGCGAGGCAUACGAACUUUGUUGUGCAGCAAUUUGCGCAUUUAUGACAUCGAUUUCUAUGGAUGUUGUUGCUGAAAAUCUGUAUUUUGCCUCUUUUUACAGUGACAUACGACAGCUCAUCACCGAAUCUCUACUGUUCAAAUGCAAAGUCAAUGAAUUAAUAGCGUAUGUUGAUGAUGAUCUGGGAAAUAAUGAUCCUUGGACAAAAGUGGUGCUUUAUUUCCAACUCGCCUGUGCUCACUGCUUGGACCGGAGUUGGCCUGAUGCAUGUGAAAGCGUGAUUCACAUACUUAAUAUUACAAAAGAAGACGAUAUAGGAUCAGAAAUGCUCAUUUCCGACAAAUAUUUACCAGGCACAUACACUAAAAACGACUCUAAUGCUCAGCCGACUUUCAUAAUCAUCAAACGAGAACGAUUAAAAAGAAUAGUGUUCGAUAUUGCGUAUCAUAUUUUAUUCCGGGUUUAUACGUCAACAGCGAUGGGUCAUGAUAAUGAUCAAUUAUUGGGUGCUCUACUUAUAUUAACUCAAAUCGAUUUUGCAACAAAAGGAUAUCGAUGUUUUAAUCGCAUCAUGCGACACGUGGAAGCAAAGGGAUCGCUAAGAAGUUCCGGACUUAUAAAGCACAUAACUAACAUCGCAAUUCUAGAAGAACUAUCAAGAAUUCAAGACUACUGCUCCGAAUAUGUUUCCAUUCAAAUAGCAGUUCCACAAAUACAAAGAAGAAUAGGACAGUCAACGCGUCACAGUGUAAGAGGAACGAAAGAUGGUCAAAAACAAUCAAUAGAAGAGCAAAUAAAAAAAUGUCGAGAAGAUCCACAUGUCACAGUGUCGACUUAUUUUAUUGAAAACAAAGAGACAAUAUUGAAAAUGCUUGAAGCAAAGUUCUAG